AUGAUCAUGAAAAACUCCACACAGGUUUCAUAUUUCACUCUCACAGCGUACUUCAACACCGGCGCAUUUCAAUACUUAUAUUUCACAAUUGUUCUGUCUGUCUAUGUUGUGAUUAUUGGUGCCAAUGUGCUGUUAAACGUGGUGAUCUGUGUGAACAGGAGCCUCCAUGAGCCCAUGUACAUGUUCCUGUGCAGCCUGUUUGUCAAUGAGCUGUAUGGUAGUACAGGCUUGUUUCCACUGCUGCUGGUCCAGAUCCUCUCUGAACUUCACACUGUUCCUGCUUCUCUCUGCUUCCUGCAGAUCUACUGCAUCUACACGUAUGCAAAUGUGGAGCUUUGUAACCUGGCCGUCAUGUCCUACGACCGCUACGUGGCCAUCUGUCACCCUCUGCAGUACAGCACACGCAUGACGCCACAUAAGAUCGCAGUGCUGGUUGCUCUGACCUGGUUCUGUCCUUUUCUUUUAGUCGGUGUUCUGAUUAGUCUGAGUGCUCCUCUGCAGCUCUGUGGAAACGUCAUCAACAAAGUGUACUGUGAUAAUUACUCUGUGGUGAAGCUGUCCUGCUCCGACACCUCCGUCAACAACAUCUACGGCAUCACCUUCACAGCGCUGGCCGUCGCCGUCGUCCUGCUCAUCCUCUUCAGCUACCUGAGGAUCCUGAAGGUGUGUUUUUCCGGCUGUAAGCAGAGCAGAGCGAAGGCGGUGAGCACCUGCACGCCUCACCUGGCCUCUCUCAUCAACUUCUCCUGUGGCUGUUUCUUUGAGAUUGUGCAGAACAGAUUUAAUAUGAGCCGAGUGCCCAACGUGCUGCGCGUCUUCCUGUCCUUGUACUGGCUCACAUGCCAGCCGCUCUUCAACCCUCUGGUCUACGGCCUGAACCUGACCAAGAUCCGCAUCACCUGUAAAAGUCUCGUCUUUGGUAAAAUGUAA
Molecule: messenger RNA, 930 nt
Organism: Stegastes partitus (bicolor damselfish)
Lineage: Eukaryota; Metazoa; Chordata; Actinopteri; Pomacentridae
Product: olfactory receptor 10A3-like
Exons: 1
Coding region: 1-930 (309 amino acids)
Biological process (GO): G protein-coupled receptor signaling pathway; detection of chemical stimulus involved in sensory perception of smell
Cellular component (GO): membrane
Molecular function (GO): odorant binding; olfactory receptor activity; G protein-coupled receptor activity
Source: RefSeq, a predicted model, not a curated record